AUGGCCUGUGUUCAUUUGCUCAGCGGUAGGGAGUUGAUGACAGAGUCAGAGUUUGCCCAGUGGUGGGAGGAGACGGGUGCGCUCAGGGACAGUGGCGCAUGCUUUCUCGAUGCCUUGAGGGAGGAGCUGGCGAGACGUAUGCAGCUUGGCCAUUUCAGGAGGCUGAGCCUGGUGCGUGAAGGCCGAAGGCUUGGGAGGAGGAGCGCCUGGAGCAACAUGCAGCCGCUCGUGGCUGUGGUGCGACAAUUCGCGGCUGGCGCAGUCAAGAAGCAGCUGGGCAAUGCAGCCAAACACGGCGACGUUGGAAGUUUGAUGAUGCUUCUCGAGAGGCCUUCUGAUCCAAACAUUGGCGGACAAUCUUCACCCCUCCAUACUGCUGCUGAAAUGGGACAUUUGCAGGUGGCGAUGUGCUUGGUGGAAGCCGGUGCUGACAAAGACAAGGACUCGAUGGAAGGCCACACGCCGAUGCACCGUGCUGCUCGAUCCGGCCGCGUGGAAGUUGUGCGUUACUUGCUGGCAAUUGGCGCUGAUCAGUUUUGA
Effrenium voratum is the source of this 540-nucleotide messenger RNA. The record is from the annotation of a GenBank genome assembly. NCBI's taxonomy places the organism in Eukaryota, Dinophyceae, Suessiales, Symbiodiniaceae.